Molecule: messenger RNA, 1316 nt
Organism: Hyaena hyaena (striped hyena)
Lineage: Eukaryota; Metazoa; Chordata; Mammalia; Carnivora; Hyaenidae
Product: CMP-N-acetylneuraminate-beta-galactosamide-alpha-2,3-sialyltransferase 1-like
Exons: 7
Coding region: 138-1160 (340 amino acids)
Molecular function (GO): beta-galactoside (CMP) alpha-2,3-sialyltransferase activity
Source: RefSeq, a predicted model, not a curated record
CAAGUGUCACCUCUCCCUUCUUCUCAACCUCCAGUCCAGGCCUUGGCAGAGUUCCUUUUAGCGGUUAGCAGGUGGCUGAGAAAGCAAGAGUACCAGGUGUCAGAGCUAAUCUACCGUCUGCUGGGGCAUCAUCAUGGAUGCCUGAGAUGACAGUUCAAUACCUGAAGCCAAGUCUGGUAGCUGCCUGUAUACUUACAUUGUGGCUGAUGGCCUUCUUCCUGAGCCAAGAGUUCAGCCAGAAUGACAUCCAUGAAAAGGCCAGAAUGCAUUCAAGGCCAGAAUCCUGCCACUGCUUUGGAUCUUUCAGGAAGUGUAUGUGUUCAUCUGAGAUCUUCGAGUGCCCUGCCUGCCUCCACACGCGUGGAGGAUCUGACUGGUUUGAUGAACGCUUUGUAAGGGCCAUUGAGCCUGUGCAGAGGUCAGAAGAGCCCAUGUCCUCGGAUGCCUUGAUAUUGUGGUUGGGUGUCAAGUCAAAGAAAGAGUUUGAGGAUCAGGAGCAGCAGCCAAUAGAAGAGUCUCCCAGACAUCCACAGGGCUAUGUGGGGUCCAGCUGCCGGACCUGUGCAGUGGUUGGAAACUCAAGGUUCCUACGUGGCUCUGGCCAUGGAUUCAGGAUUAACCAACAUGACAUGGUCCUCAGGAUGAACCAGGCCCCUGUCCUAGGCUUUGAGACAGAUGUGGGCAACAAAACCACCAUGCGCAUUAUGUACCCCGAGAUGGCUAGCACACGGGAUCAUGGUACCCAGCUGCUGCUGCUUCCUCUGAAUUCAUCUGGCCUAAAGUGGUUUAUGGAAGUGCUAUGGGAACAGAGCUUCAGAAGCCCAAUAAACCCUGGAUUUCAGAUAGUCCAGGUCCCCAGUGGAAGUAACAAGAACAAAGACAAGGUCUUGGUGCUCAGCCUCACCUUUCUCCAGUAUGUCCAGGAUCGUUGGCUGGGGAAGCAUGGUUGGUUUCCAUCCUUGGGCUUCGUGGGUUUGUUGUAUGCCCUGCACACCUGUGACCAGGUAUCCUUAUUUGGUUUUGGGACAGAUGAGUUCAUGAGGUUGUCCCAUUACUGGGAUGAUAAAUAUUGGCUCAAGAGUAACAUACACAACUUCAAAGAAGAGCGAAAGGUCAUCUUAAAGCUGGAAUGUGAGGGGAAGGUUGUUGUUUACAACUGAAAUGUUUUCCAACCUGUUCACCCCAUUGGAAGCCCCAGGAGGCUGGCUGUGAGUUAAAGGGACCAUGGUGUAUCAGAGAAGGACUGGGGCUUCAAGUGAUCCUGGAUAUAAAUCACUCUGCUCUAAAUAAAACUGUAGCUUAUUCCUCCCAAUGGA